AUGGGGUUACUUGAUAUCUCCAUCAUUCGCAUGGUUUCAAAACUAGUACUAGUUUUGUUGCUGUUUCAUCAUGUGGUUAUUGCUAACUCUUCCUACUCUUCGCAGAAGCAGUAUCCAUCUUGCCCUGAUGAGGAGAAGUCCGCCCUGCUGCAAUUCAAAGACAGCUUUACGAUUGACAAAUCUGCUUCUAGAUCUACCGAUGCUUAUCCGAAGGUCUCAUCAUGGAAACCAGCUGAAGGAGGAAAUAGCACCUGCUCCUUAUGGGAAGGUGUCAAGUGUGAUGAGAAGACGGGUCAUGUGAUUGGCCUAGAUCUUCGUAGCAGCUGUCUCCACGGCUCUAUCAACAGCAAUAGCAGCCUCUUCCGCCUUGUUCAUCUUCAAAGGUUAAACCUCUCUGACAAUAACUUCAAUUACUCUCAAAUUCCUACUAGCAUUAGGAAUUUUCCAAGCCUUACUCAUCUUGACCUCUCUACCUCUGUCUUUUCUGGUCGAGUCCCUUCUGAACUUUCACUGUUAUCCAAGUUGACAUACCUUAAUCUAGCUCUCAAUCUCGAUAGAUUGUCAGAAGAUAAGGAUCAUCAGUUGUCAAAAGAGGAGAAUUAUCCCUUGUUGAAACUUGAAGCAUCAGAUCUUGGAAGCCUAGUUCAAAACUUAACCAGUCUCGAAGUACUUACUCUCAGUUUCGUAAAUGUAUCUUCGGCAAUUCCUCAUUCAAUGGCUAAUUUAUCAUCAUUGACAUCCCUCUCCCUCAAAGACUGUCACCUGUUUGGUGAAUUUCCUGUGAGAAUUUUCCAACUACCAAACCUAGAAUUUCUUAGUGUGAGAUACAACCAAGAUCUGACUGGAUAUUUUCCUGAAUUUAAUCGAAGUAGUCCUCUCAUGCUUCUGAAAGUUUCCUAUACCAGGUUUUUCGGGAACAUACCCUCUUCGUUUGGAAACCUUGAUUCACUGCAAGAGUUGGAUGUGGCUCAAUGCAAUUUUUCGGAAGGGUUGGUUCCAUCUGCACUUGGGAAUCUUAGGAAGCUCACUUAUCUAGACAUUUCAAACAACAGAUUUGGAGGUCCAAUUCCUGAUUCCUUGGCAAACCUUACCCAACUGGCUACUUUUAGGAUUAGUAGCACUAUGAAUCGAUUAACUGGUCCAAUCCCAUCUUGGCUAGGCAACUUUAGCAAACUAGAGUACCUAGAUUUUGCUUUUAAUGAACUGAAUGGUUCAAUUCCUGCGUCAUUUUCCAAUCUCACAAACCUUCAGAUCCUUUAUCUACAUUCCAAUUGUCUGAGUGGUGUAGUAGAGUUUCAAAUGUUUCAAAAUCUACAAUUUCUUUACCAACUCCAAUUAAAUUGGAACAGUAUAGAUUUUGUCACUGAAUCGAGAAUUGUGAAUUCAACAGUUCCGCAGUUCACCAUUCUAGGAUUGAGUUUUUGCAACAUAAGAGAGUUUCCAUCUUUCUUACAAUAUCAGAAACGUUUGGAGCGUUUGGACCUUUCUAGAAACAAAAUCCGAGGCCAAGUACCAAAAUGGAUGUGGAACACAAGCAUAGAAACUUUGCUAUUGUUAGACAUUUCUAGUAACUUCAUUUCAGACCAACCUCCACUUGUCCUUCCUUGGGUGAAACUGUUAUGUAUAAGGUUUUCGGCCAACAUGUUUCAUGGAUCACUACCGAUACCUCCACCAACCAUGCGAGAAUAUGCAGCUGCAGACAACAACUUUACUGGAGAAAUCUCACCGUCGCUUUGCAAUGUGAAAAAUCUUCAGUAUCUUGACUUGUCGAAAAAUAACUUGAGUGGCAUGCUUCCUCAAUGUCUCGGAAACUUUAGUGAUGAUCUGAUUCUUUUACUUCUUGGAAACAACUCUUUUCACGGAAUUAUUCCUCAGACAUACAACAAAGGAAGCAAGUUGAGAAUGAUUGAUGUGAGUCAUAACAAGUUGCAGGGGCAGUUGCCGAGGUCAUUGGUCAAUUGUAUAAUGCUUGAGUAUCUUGUUUUGUCAAACAAUCGAUUCAAUGAUGUUUUCCCCAUUUGGUUGGGGACUCUUCUAGAGCUAAAACUUUUGGCAAUGCGCCAUAAUGGAUUCCACGGUGUGAUUGGAAAGUCUAGAAAGAAUGUCGAUUUCCCUAAGUUACGCAUUCUUGAUUUGGCUUACAAUGAUUUUACUGGUGCGGUUCCAUCUGUGUUUCCAGAUAUUACUGUAAACAAGUCAACAUAUAUGUACACAGACGUAGUUUAUGAUGUCAAUGGAUUCACGAUUGUUAACAGUGUUGAUUACCAACUCACUAUAGCAACAAAAGGCUUGGAGCAACACUACCCAAAGAUUCGAGAAGAAUUCGCAUCCUUCGAUAUCUCAUGCAACAAAUUUGAAGGGAAAAUUCCAGAAUUCAUCGGGAAUCUUAAGGAGCUUCGUUCGCUGAAUCUAUCCCACAACUUUCUCACUGGUUCUAUCCCAUCAUCCUUUGGAAACUUGAUGAAGCUUGAAUCGUUGGACCUUUCACAAAACAAGCUCUCAGGACGUAUCCCCCAACAGCUGGUGCAACUUAAUUUUCUUUCCAGUUUCAAUGUGUCUCACAACAAUCUCACAGGUUCUAUACCACAAGGAACCCAGCUUACUUCUUUGAAUGUCACUUCAUACGAGGGAAACCCAGGGUUGUGUGGAGAUCCAUUGCCAAAGAAAUGUGGAGAUCCUAAGGCCCCUGAACUUCCACCUUCAACCAUCGACGAAGGUGAUUCUAGCUCAGAAGGCAUAUUUGAAUUGGAUUGGAAAAUUGUUUCGGCCGGAUGUGGAAGUGGGUUGGUAGUGGGAGUAGUUCUUGCGGAUGUUGUGAUCACAAGGAGGCCCGACUUGUUUCUUAAGAUUGUUGGAAUGAUCAGGCAAAUGAUAAGGAAAAUUUAG
This is a messenger RNA of Malus domestica (apple), 2886 nucleotides long. Its product is annotated as receptor-like protein 6. The record is from RefSeq and is a predicted model, not a curated record. Lineage: Eukaryota; Viridiplantae; Streptophyta; Magnoliopsida; Rosales; Rosaceae. Gene Ontology annotation, molecular function: protein binding.